This is a messenger RNA of Xenopus tropicalis (tropical clawed frog), 4501 nucleotides long. RefSeq names its product cortexin 1 (gene ctxn1). Bases 397 to 708 code for a protein of 103 amino acids. NCBI's taxonomy places the organism in Eukaryota, Metazoa, Chordata, Amphibia, Anura, Pipidae. The transcript is spliced from 5 exons. The record is from RefSeq and is a predicted model, not a curated record. Gene Ontology annotation, cellular component: membrane.
UGUGAACAGUGACUGGCCAAAGGAAAACUGCUGUGGUUACUAUGGUGUCUUUUCCCAAGGAGCUGUCUGUGCUAUCUCUCUUGCUUAACAAGUUGAGCACUUACAAACGGAUUAGCUGAAACAUCUACUUCGGAGUUCACAUGCAGAAUAUGGUGCCGUUAGAAUGAGAAGCAACAGGAGCUGCCACCUUCUCAGCUAGAAAGAAGAGUGAAUCAUCCUUAUUAAGGUCCCCUGGUAUUUUCUGUUCCACUAACCAUGCAUUUUGGUGCCCCAGCAGUCAGCAAGUGGGAACUUUAUGGAAACAAAGACUGAUUCAGAAGCUUCAGAUUUUGUUCUGUGAAGACAAACUCUGCUAUAACGGAUACAAAAGUUUAAAAGUAACAGUCCCACUGGUAUAUGCCUUACCCCGAUACUUUAAAUCCCAAGGGGUUGCAUUAUUAUGCUGCUGCUAUGGAUGAAGAAUCACCUACAGAUUUUGAAAUGCUGUUAUCUCCCACCCUACUGGACCACCGACCCAGUUCUACUGGAAUGGAUGCUGAGCAGAAGACAGUGUUUGCCUUUGUAAUUUUCUUGCUGGUCUUCUUGGUUAUUCUCAUGGUUCGCUGCUUUCGAAUACUACUAGACCCUUACAGUAGAAUGCCAGCUUCUUCAUGGACUGACCACAAAGAGGGGCUGGAAAGAGGCCAAUUUGACUAUGCCUUAGUAUAAAUUAUCAGAUUAAAUAAUAAAUAACAACUGCCAUUUUCUGUUACAUUCUAAUUGUAGCAGAGAAGUGAAUCCGGUUAGUGUGAGAAAAUUCCUUCUCACCCUAAUCCGAAUUAAGUCUCCACUUUGCUGCUUUCCAAAUCCUACCCCCUCAGGUGCCAUAUUCCUAUAUCUUGCACUGUUGAAAUCUAGCAAGGUUGAAACAGGUUGUCUGCAAAUUUGGAUAUAUGGCUCUGAAUAAUUAGGCUGUAUUUGUGCUAUUAAACCAGAAGUUCUGUAUGCGUAGGUGGCCCCAGGGAUAUGAAGGAGUGAUUUGUAUGUCUCUGCAUAUGAUUCCUUGAAUGAGAGGUAAAGCCUCUCAUUUUUGUUUUAAGGUAGUACUUUGUGCAUAGCAUGAGACUUGUAAAUAUCGUCUGAUUUCGGAAAGCUUUACACUGCAUCCUAAAUUGUACUAAUGAUAAACAUUAGUACUCAUAAAUUGAACUUGUCCUUAUCUACUAUCACAUAGUGAUAUCAUAGGUGACAGCAAAAAAUAUAUUAACAGACCCAGUCUAAUCUGCUGACCAAAAGCCAAUAGAUAGCCUUACAAUGAUACAAUGAAAGUUCUCAUUGUUAAUAUAAUAUUGUUGCCUUUAACUAUAACAUUCCAAGCCAGAAUUUCCAUAUGGCCAUUUAUCUGGCAUACCAGGUGACCAAAGUAUAAAUAUCUGUUUUACCAUUGUACCUUAUACCUUUCCCAUUAAUUAUUUGCCAUAAACUUUUAUUUUUUAUUUGUAAACUACUACCAUAGUGUCAUGGUUUUUCUACUCAGGACAACUGUCUGUAUUUGUGUACUGAAUUCCCUUACCCCUCCUCCUUCUAUUUACUUUGUAUUACUGGCCAUUUUCUUAAAAUAAUCACUCUAUGAUCUUAGUGAUUUUUUUUUUAACUUAAUCGUAAGGACUUAUUUGUUAACAGGGAUUGUGCAAAGUGGAAAAAUUGCAAUACAUAAUGAGGCUCAAUUAAAAAUGCUGGGCAAAUUUGCACAUGGCCAUUAAGUCAUAUUGAACAAUGAAAGCAAACAUUUAAUUGGUUAUUGCACAGGUACAAAUUUGCCUAGUGUUAAUAAUUGAGCUCCUACUGUUUUCUGUGCUCAACAAAACAAUGUUCCUGCUGCUAUACACAAGUUGUGCAUAUGUACUGAUACAAAAUUCCACUCAAAAUUUCAGUUAAAGUGCAAGAACAUCAUAUGUGAGUCAGACAGGCCUGGUGUGGAGUGUCUUUAUAUGCCUUCUAUGUAUGCACUAUUCAGCAGGCGCAAAGUAAUUUCACUGUAUCCACUAAAGCUACUAGGAACACUGUACUUAAUGGAUGAUCAAUGGCACAUGUGACGUACAGAGUUCCCGUGCUACCCUUUGCUACUCCCUUGCUUGUUACACUUUGCACUUCACAGCAGAUACUGCUAUGGUAGGUUCAGUAAUUCCAAUGAUUGUGAAUUAAAUAUUUUCUGUAUUGUAAUUAUGGAUGCAAAACCAUGCCCAUUUUUGCUCCACAAGACAGCAUAGGCAUAAUAUAUUUUACAUACUUUCAUAUAGAUGGCUGUACUACAUAAUAGCCGAGUAAUAAUGAGGAAAGCCUAAUAUUUGACAUACAUAUAUGUAUGUUUUUCAUAUUAUCAGGACAGUGAUCUUGUCUGAUACAUGCAAAUAUAUGUCAGUCACGGUACAAUUUAAGCCUACUAUGAUUUGGUACUUUUAGCUGAAGUUUAAAUAACAUUUCAAAAGACAGGACAUAACAGAAAAGCUAACACAAAGCUCUCUUCCUUAAAAGGUAAAAUUAUGUUUUAUUCAUAUCAUUGACACACACUAUUUUUAGUUUUAAAAUAUUUAUAGGGCGCCCAUAUGACUCAACUAUAAACCAGUUUGUAAGGGUGAGGAAUACAUAUUUGAUUAAUGUUGAUUAACUCCUCUACAUAAUGUUUAUUUCUAUGUAUCUGGUGUUAUUUCUAUUGAUCGGCAGUCUGUUCUUAUUGUUUAGAGCUAUUAAGUAAUUAACCAUUAAGUGGUAUAUGUGGAGGACUUUUGAGUUAGGGAGGGAUCCCCAGUUAAAGUGGCAGGAAGUUUUGAAGUACCUAUAAUUUUUUUACUUCACAGUUGCAAAAUAGAAAAAGGUGUCUUUCUGUAGGUAGAGAUUAAGUAUUGAAGUAGGGUUGCCAUCUUGCCCGGUAUUUGGUAGGGCUGUCCAGUUUAAAACUGCCUGCCUGGAAAAUUUGGAAAACCAGGUAGGAUUCUUAAAGACUGAUGCUAUGAUUUCCCAAUUAGCAAUUGGCACAUCAUAGCCCUACUCUACAAUAUGUGAAGUUUGAGAGUAUAUUCACCUCAGGAAACUGAAAUGUGUAGCAAAUAUAAUUCUUUGGGUCCUUUUAAUGUUUAGUGCAAUCAUUUUUGCAUAACCAUGUAAAACAUCAGCAUGUUGUAUACUGUGGAAUUUUGUAUGUUUAAUUUAUAAACCCAUUUAUUGUACAGCACUUCAGAAUAUAUUAGCACUUUAUAAAUAUGUGUUGAUAAUAUUAAUGAUAAUAAAACAAGCUGAAAGAUAAGGAGCAACCAUCUUGGACUGUCAGAGUAGGCAUAGGCAAAAACAGUGAUUUGUUUUGAGAUAAAUGUGGCUGCCCUUGAGCUGAUGGUGGAGUCUGGGGAAGCUGGAGAUUGAUAGCAUGGAUAUUAGCAUGACACACCCAUCUAAGUAGGUGUUAACUACCUUUUUUUGGUCUCGAUUGAGUGGCAAAGAUAGAGGCACCUAAAUUAUAUUGCUGGUAUCGAAUAAAGGCUUGUAGCUCUUGUGAUAUCUCAAAUCUAUUAACAAAACCAUAAGGUGGUUAAAGUGCAGCAUGGUGCUCUGGGAUCCUGAGUUUAAUUUUGGCUUGGGCACUCUCUGCAAGGAGUUUGUAUGUGUGGGUUUUCACCCGGUUCUCUGAUUUUCUCCCACACUCCAAAAACAUACAGACAGGUUAAUUGGCUCCUGAUAAAACUAACCCUUAGUUUGUGUGUGUAAAUAUAUUAAAAACCUUAGAUUGUAAGCUCCACGUGGGCAGGGACAUAUGUGAAAGAUAGAUAAUCUCUGUAAAGCAAUGUGUAAAAUGUCUUGAUUCUAUAUAAGUGAUGGAUAAUAAAUACAUACUGUAAUAAACUGUUCGCUCCCCUACACAUACCUAUAUGAUCUUUUGUAAGGGAUCCAGAUAUCUGGAUUUUGAUAAACAUGCCAAGUCUCCAUUAUGUGUAGUGAGCAAAGGGUAAUUUUGAGCGCAAUGUUUUAUUUCUACAAGACAGCAUUUUCCCCCCUAGAAUUCCAGCAUAAUUGUGGUUGCAAGGGGCCAAUGUGCUUAUGUGUUUAUCAAUAGACAUUUGUUUUGCUCUAGCCAACCCUUCACAUGAAAUCUGCCCUGAUUUAUGAAUUUUUGAUGGACAUACCCUGUUAUUCUAAUUUAAUUAAUGUACUUAUUGCACCACAUAUAUAAUUGUAAAUGAUUUCCUAACAUUCUUAGUAUUUGUAGUAGGCUGGCUAGCCACUUUUAUAAACUAGUUCAAUAAAUGUAUUUAUACUUGAUAGUAACCUCUGUAUCAUUUGUGCCCUUUGUAGUAGUGAAGGGUCCAUAAUUACUUGAACAGAUGCUCAUUAUAUUUUUCUUUGUGAUAUUGUUGUUGUUGUUGUCAAGGAGACUCUGCUGAUCUACCUUGACAAUAUUAUUAUAUUGUCCUCACCUUUGGGGUGCACUUUAAUUUACCAUUCGUGAAUUAAAAUGUUUACUUGGAUUAAG